CUCCCCACAAGUCAACCCAGCCCAACCUUCCUAUCUCUCUUCUUCCUUCACUCACCAUGCGGUAUUGGUUUGCCACCCCGGAUUUCACCUUUCACAAAAAUGGCGCGCUCCAGCUCGGGACAGUGCUGGAGCAUCCCUUUGGGCCCUUGAGGAUUCUAGCCUGCCAGGGCUAUGGACUGCCUGAAGAUCUCGACCUGCCUCCCCGGACAAAACUCAUCGAGCGGAGUCACCAGCACACGCGAUCGGGCACGGCACUCUCGGGUGGAAUGAAGGCGUGGAUGGCGCUCCUCGAUAAGGUGUCCGCUGCGUGUCAAGUGUCUGGAAGUCGAGAUAUCACCCGCGAGUACGGACCAACAAAUCACGAGGUCUGGACCUUCGAUCGGCCUCUCAGUGACCAGUGUCUGGAGGCGAUCCUGGAGGUGCCGGCAGUCCGGAGCUACAUGGCAACUGGAUGGCUUCACCAUCUCCCAGUUUAUGUGGUUACGGGCAUACGCAUCUCCAGCAACUCGUUCCUCGUCACCGAGGAAGACGGCAGCAGGGUCAUGGUCCGUUCUUCCGCCUCUGCGGGCGAUCCGACAGGUACCGUCCCGAUCACCGCGGGGCUCGAGGCCGACGUGCGAUCCGCAAGCACCGCCACCGACACGUAUGAGACUGCCCCCGACAUUGUUUUUGCCUACCGGGUGGAUAUCAUCCGCAACAAACGCGACGGCAUGGUGAGCCAAAAGAUGUUUGCUCACAAGGCGACCUUUAUGACGGGGACAUCCAGCGAGUCGGAGCUUGAGUACCUGGAGGUCGACCCCCAGAUCCUCGCGCAGGACAUCAGCCGGCGAUUGGAGAACGUCCAAGUCCACCCGAUUGGGGAUGAUGAGGCUUGGGUCUCCAGUGGUCUCUGUCUUGGCGAUCAUUGAAUUGGGCUGCUUCAAUUACCAGAAACUUUCACAAGUCUGUGGUCCGACGCGAGCAAUGCGAACGUGUGG
Messenger RNA from Aspergillus aculeatinus CBS 121060, 977 nucleotides. RefSeq lists its product as uncharacterized. The record is from RefSeq and is a predicted model, not a curated record. NCBI's taxonomy places the organism in Eukaryota, Fungi, Ascomycota, Eurotiomycetes, Eurotiales, Aspergillaceae. The transcript has a single exon. The coding region runs from base 57 to 908 and encodes 283 amino acids.